AUGGAUCCACGCUUGCUCGAGAGCAGCACGGAGGAGCUAAAUGCCGAGCUGGCACGGCUCGAGACGCAGAGGAUCGAGCUCAAAUCAGCCCUCAGGGAGAUCAAGUUCAAGAUGGGCGAUAUACGUCGUCUCGUCGGCGCACGCAAUGCUGCCCAGCACAUGGAAGACUUCCAUCUCCAGACCACCAUACAAGAGCUGCGACACGAAGAGGAGACGAUCUCGGCAGAGCAGCGGGCCUUCCCGGCCGCCGGGCUGCGCCUGCCCUACGAAGUGAUCCUGGAGAUCUUCAGCUUCCUACGCGCCGCCGACCUUCUCAAGGCGUCAACGGUCAGUCGUGCGUGGCACACGAUCACCAACGAUAACCUCUUGUGGAAGCACAUCGUCACCAAGAAGUGGGAAAAGUACUCCAAAAAGAUUUUGAACGAUCGGACCAGCAUCCACGAGGACUCGUCAAACAGAGACUGGAAGAAAUACUUCCGCUGGUGCGAGUCGCAGAACCUGAGGUGGGCGAGCCAUCUGGACUAUCUUACCGACGUUGCGGAGUCCAAGCGACAAGCCACCCUGGGCCGCAAGUUUCUGGCCAGGGGCAACAACAAUGCCGCGCUCAAGGUCCUGCAGGCUGCCAACAGGCUGGUGCCCAGCGAGGAGAUCGAAUCCCUCAUCAAAUCGAUUCAAAGCGGCGACCCCAGUGUUGGCCAGCGGCUGCCCGAGUGGCAGUGCCAGCACUGUACGUACAUCAACAGCACCAGUGAAGGCAGCUGUGAUAUGUGCACCCUGCCCAGAUUCUCCUGA
Molecule: messenger RNA, 792 nt
Organism: Acanthamoeba castellanii str. Neff
Lineage: Eukaryota; Discosea; Longamoebia; Acanthamoebidae
Product: Fbox domain containing protein
Exons: 7
Coding region: 1-792 (263 amino acids)
Molecular function (GO): protein binding
Source: RefSeq, a predicted model, not a curated record